Molecule: messenger RNA, 1216 nt
Organism: Dama dama (fallow deer)
Lineage: Eukaryota; Metazoa; Chordata; Mammalia; Artiodactyla; Cervidae
Gene: ABRA
Product: actin binding Rho activating protein
Exons: 2
Coding region: 1-1149 (382 amino acids)
Biological process (GO): positive regulation of transcription by RNA polymerase II; positive regulation of Rho protein signal transduction
Cellular component (GO): sarcomere
Molecular function (GO): actin binding
Source: RefSeq, a predicted model, not a curated record
AUGGCUCCGGGAGAAAAGGAAAGGGGCGAUGGGCCGGCCAAGAGUGCCCUCCGGAAGGUGCACACAGCCGCCCUGGUUAUCACGUUAGCCCGAGGCUGGCAGCAGUGGGCCAACGAAAACAGCAUCAGGCAGGCCCAGGAGCCGGCAGGCUGGAUGCCAGGGGGCACCCAGGACCCACCGGACACUUCUGGACCAGCGACAGACGCCCCCACCCACUGGAAAGCUCAGAGGGCCCCAAAGCCUUCCUCCCCGAAGCCAGAGGGAUGUGGAGAAGAUGCACACGGCUCAGAGGAAGCCACCGCGGUUUCUCCUAUCAAAAGGAAAGAGGUGACCAAGACGGUCGUCAGCAAGGCUUACGAGAGAGGAGGGGACCUGGGCCACCUCAGCCACCGGUACGAGCAGGAGGGCGGCCCGCCGGAGGCCGGGCAGCCGGAGAGCGACGUGGACAGGCUCCUCCGCAGCCGCGGCUCCCCAGCGCGGAGGAGGAAGUGUGCCAGGCUGGUGACCGAGCUGACCAGAGGCUGGAAGGCGAUGGAGCGGGAGGAGCCCCAGUGCCGGAGCAACAGCGUGGACACGGAGGACAGUGGCUACGGAGGCGAGACGGACGAGAGGCCGGAGCCGGCUGCAGAGCAGGAGGCCGUGGCCAGGAUCAAACGCCCCUUGCCCUCCCGGGCAAACAGAUUCGCAGAGAAGCUCAACUGCAAAGCCCAGCGGAAAUACAGUCAAGUGGGCAACCUGAAAGGGAGAUGGCAACAGUGGGCUGAUGAACAUAUCCAAUCCCAGAAGCUCAAUCCUUUCAGUGAAGAGUUUGAUUAUGAGUUGGCCAUGUCUACCCGCCUCCACAAAGGAGACGAAGGCUACGGCCGUCCCAAGGAAGGAACCAAAACUGCCGAACGGGCCAAGAGAGCUGAGGAACACAUCUACAGAGAAAUCCUGGACAUGUGUUUCAUCAUCCGCUCGAUGGCUCGCCACAGACGGGACGGCAAGAUCCAGGUCACCUUCGGGGAUCUCUUCGACAGAUAUGUCCGUAUUUCAGAUAAAGUCGUGGGCAUUCUCAUGCGUGCCAGGAAGCACGGACUGGUCGACUUUGAAGGAGAGAUGUUAUGGCAAGGCCGGGAUGACCAUGUUGUGAUUACCCUACUUGAGUGAACUUUCAACCACACAAGCCAAACUUGACCCACUCUUGUCUUAAUGCUAAAAUGCUAAUUAGUAAGAA